Messenger RNA from Acanthaster planci (crown-of-thorns starfish), 6889 nucleotides. RefSeq names its product ubiquitin domain containing 2 (gene ubtd2). Gene Ontology annotation, molecular function: protein binding. NCBI's taxonomy places the organism in Eukaryota, Metazoa, Echinodermata, Asteroidea, Valvatida, Acanthasteridae. The record is from RefSeq and is a predicted model, not a curated record.
UGCCUUUCCCGCACGUUACCACGGCACGGGUGUUUACUUGCUGUUCCGGUGCAUUAGUGGAUCCCGAAGAACAGUGAAGAAAGGAAGUCAAAAAAUCUCCUUGGAAUUGUUUUUGCAACCCUCCGGUCUCAUGAGGGUUGAGGAUGGGUGGUUGCUGGAGUGCUGGACAUGAUGGAGCCAGCGUUCGGGCCGAUUCAACCGACGGGACACUCGGUUCAAUGCCUCUUGGCCGGAACCAACCACUCAAGCCAGAGAGCCCCAAGUGGAAGAGUGACGUACCCCUCACGGACGGCCAGCUGCGAAGCAAACGAGACGAAUUCUGGGAGACAGCGCCAGCCUACGAGGGCAGGCGGGAGAUCUGGGACGCUCUGAAAGGCGCAGCCCAGGCGAUGGAGUCAGGGGACCAUACACUAGCGCAGGCGAUUAUCGACGGGGCUAACAUAACCUGUCCUAAUGGAAUGCUAACGGAUUGCUAUGACGAAUUGGGAAAUCGCUACGUACUGCCUGUCUACUGCCUCAGCCAGCCCAUCAACAUGGUGGAAGCGGAGAGCGAGUCAGACAUAGGCCAGGAGGAGGCCCCACCCCCCAUAGGGGGCGUGGAGACAACCAUCAAGCUGCGGGUGUCGACGGGCAAGGAUGUAAAGAUGACAGUCCGGUCCACCGAGACCGUCCACCAGGUCAAGAAGCGCCUCCACACCCAGCUGGGGGUGGAGCCGGCCCGCCAGCGCUGGUACUUCUCGGGGAAACUGUUGACGGACAAAACGCGGAUCGAGGACAUCAAGAUCCCCAAGGGAUACAUCGUACAGGUGAUUGUGUCAGAGGCCAGCCCCACGCCGGUGGACGGAUGACGGCAGGAGGAAUUGACUAGGAAGAACUCGCUACUAGGAUAGGGACGGUACAUUGUGCUAGGCGGACUGGUGCCUUUCUCUUUCUCCCCAUUAACACCCCUUCCCUUUCCCCUCCCCCCCCCCGGUGCUUGUCAGAUGUGUCCCAUGACAAGCAUCCUCACGUUCCAUGUUCAUCGGGUAAUACGGAGGAGCGACGUCCGCACUGUACAAAGUAUCCGUUUUUGUUUUAGAUUGAUUUGCAGUUUGAGACAAAUCAAAAUCCCAGUGGAUCUCUCAAUUUGAAACAAGUCUAAUGUUAAAAAAAUAAUCAAACAAAGAAACAAAAACUUGUACUUCAGUCCGUAAUUGUGGCGAGUGUUCAUUUUACUCUCAAUCAGACCAAUUUUUAAGAUUAAUAAUUUCAUCAGAGCACAACGUAUUCUCCUAUUCCACUUCUUUGUGACAACUCACCUGAUGAAGUUUGGGAUUUUGGGGUCGUGAAUCCCCGCCUGGUUUCAUGAACCUUCUUUACAUACAAUUCUAUUUUAGAAAGAUCACAUCAAACCGAUCACUGUAUAGUCAUUUUUUACAUGUUCAUAUAUUUGAUGUGAAAGCACAGUCAAUGUAAAGGUCUAUGGUGGAUACAUAGACUGAAGAAAAAAGGGGCGCACCUCCUGGGAUUAGGGGGGUCCGUGUGUACAUGUAUUUAAAUGUCACUUGUGCACAAAAAUCCAAUUUCAUAUAGUUACAGUUUGCAAUCAUCCAUCUGCACUUAUAUGUUCAAAUCCAAUACAAUUCUCUCCUUUUAUCUUUCAACAUUUUUUUCCGAGAGCUUCACCUGCAGAAUCAGCAUAACCUACUUGCCAUACACCAUCAGUGAAAACAGCAGCAAAGUAGAAUUAUCACAAACACUGAAAACUUACAAUUUAACAUUUCCUGAUGAGUGCUUCGUGGUGGCUCACACAUCAUUGUCAGAAUAUUUCAAGGUUCAGUGAGAGAGGCUGCCAAAGUUUGCAUUCAAACUUGGCAUUUAAACCACAAAACCUUUUAUAUUUGGUUUUGAACUGAAAAUCCGACUGAGAAUAUUAACCUGAAUUUACGGGUUAAUUAAAGGUCGAUAUUAACUUAUUAAUAGUACUGGUUAUUAUCAACCUAUCAAUAAAUCUAACAGGUUAAUACCUGAAAAUCUUAGCCCGUAGUACAGGUUAAUAUUAACGUAAUAUUCUUAAUAUCAACCCAUUCAUAAAUAUUACAUGCUACUAUUGACUCUUUAAAUUCACUGGUUAAUAUAACACCUGGUUAGUGUUAGACUUAGGUAAUGUCAAGAUAUUUUAAAAUUUAUAUUGGUAUUUUCCUUCCUGUUCUUAAAGUUAAAGUGUGCCAGUCUGAACCAGAUCUGUCUCAGGUGAAGACCUUGAAACCCGUGAAGUUUAGUCAUGCAUUGGGACAGUUUUGUUUCUCUCUGAGUAUGCCACUGUGGGGCUUAAGACGGUAAAGAAAAGAUCAGUGAAGAUCGGAAGACGACCUACAUGAACUCCAUAUUGGAUCCAAAACCUACAUACACCACUCGUUUGCUUUUUUUGUCAACUUAACUGAUAACACGCAAGUGCCUGUGACGUCAAUCUGAAACAAGACGGUGGCAGAGUGGAAGUUACGUGUCAGUCACGUAAGUCAUUCACUCAUUUGUCAAAAGUGUCCAGUCACUAGCCUCUGUAAAGAUCAAAUUACAAGGCCCUCACAAGGGGUGACAGUGCUGGAGAUUGUGUUGGCAAAAAACAGUGAAAAGGUACAGGACUGCUAAAACUUUUAAGAUCUUGGAAUAGUACAGAUUGUCUUGGAACAACUUUUUUCAUGGGACAAGGCAACAGAUGACCACUUGCCUGAUUCAGAAUUGGAUGAAAUGUUUCAUUAUUCAGCCAGUGUUGUAAUUUAGAACUUCUUCGACUGCGAAGUCCACUGCCAAAUAUUGAACUGAUUAGGAAGGAACAAAUCUAGAGAACAGUGGACUCUGGAGGGUAAGUGCGCAAAGCUGAGAUUGUAAAAUGAAUUAAAACUUCAGACACUUCCAGUUUGUAAAAAUUAGGUUUCAAGGUGGAAAGUGCAUGCAAAGUACUCGGUGGAAUACUUUUUGUGUAUGGUCUGAAGUCGUCAUUUCAUUUCCUAAUCUUAUCUUUGUGCAUUUACCAUCCAGUGCCCAUGUUUCAGUUUCUGCCCCCCCCCCACCAGUUUAGUAUUAGAAAUCGGUACUCCAACAGCACUUGACUACAAUACUGGACUCAGCCAUGGGGCGGCACUCUUGUUUAAUUUCCAUCAGAGUUCCUGCUCAAAUGUAGGGCAAUAUUCAAGUUUUUGAAGCGCAUGGCAUUGGCCCAUGAGACAGCCAUGGUAGGAUGAUUGUUGGACAAGUAUGGGUAGUAAAUGGAACAGAAAGGGGGACAGGGCCCUGUUAAGAUCCUCAUUUUAUCAUUGAAUACAUUUCCAAGAAAUAGAAAGUGGACUCGUAAUAUUGUAAUCUGUAGUUAAUAUACCUUGCUCGCCUUGUUGUGCGUGCACAUCAUCUGUGUCACCCAGACUGCUGCCCUUUUGUGAAUGUUCCGCAUUCCAAAUAGAAUUGCAGUGGCACAAGACCACAUCCAGCGGUUGUUCUUUCGGUCACAGAAUGAUCGUUUUACUUUAAUAGUCAUUAAAGUGCUACGGAUUCUUUAUACAGAAUGAUCGGUGAAAGGUGAACAUGAACAAGGUCUUCCGCAAACAAAUGCCAGCAUAUGUGCACUCAAGGUUACUUCUGUAUAUAAAUCAUACUAAAAAAACAAAUCCCCCCUUUCAAAAACAAAAAAAAACAAACCCACACAAUAGAGGUAAAGUGGAAGUGUGAAUCAUCAAAGAAGGCUCUGUAAACACGCUAACUCUAUCUGCUUAUUCAGGGAGAUCUCUCCCCACCCAAGUAAAUCUUGAAACAGUUUUAUUCCAUGUGUGUUUAACGUAGCAUGGGGCUGUGCUGUGGACAGUAAAUUUUGUUAAGUUAUUCAAAAUGUCAGGGGCACUUGUAGGUCAUGUUCCAGCCAGGAAUUUUGUUCUUCCAAAGUGGGUUUUGUUCCCUUCUUCCUCAUACUUGUAUAAGGGGCACCAGACUAGACACCGAGACUAGCUGCUCCAAUUUGAUUAGUACUUCUUUGAUAGACUCUGGCCGUGUCCGAAACGGGCUUCUUGAGCUACGGCUAGGUCUAUUGUCUGCGUGUCUCUACCCAUUUCUAAUGGAAUGAAGACCUAGACCUAGCUCUAGACAACAGAUUCGGAUGCAGCCUCUGUUACUGAAUAAAUGAUAUUUGUAGCCUCCCUCAAAAAAAAAAAUCUGAGCUGAGAACCAGUCUCAGGCAGUAUGCAUCAUUCCAAUAUGCUUUGGCUGGUUUCCUGUUUUCGGGGGGCUCAGUUCUGUGUUUAACAAAUUUCAUGUGCUCGUCUGCUCCUUUAAAUGUUGGUCCUCAAAGCUUUGAGGAAGCACACGUCUGGAUUCAACACAAGUGCUGUCUUUUUACUUUUUUUGCGGAUCAUGAGCUGCCAUGUGGCAGCUGAGUCAAUUACAAAUCACCACAGGUCCCUACAAGACUGUCACAAGUCAUCUUAGUCAAGUGGUAGGCUAUUCAAAUGACCUCUGGGAAACAAGUCCUUGUUCCACAGUUCAUGCCGUUACUUGUGACUGGUCUUGUGAUGGACUCACAAGGAUUAGGAGUGUCAGUGUUUUCCACGAGCGGUCUUGUAGCAUGCAUGCACACCGUGGUCCUCCGCACUUAUGUCUCACACAUUUUACACUUGACUAGGCCACAUUAUUGCCUGAAUGAAAGUCGUGUCGUUUUCAAAGAGUCCUUCUGAAAACCAUGUAAUAGUUAAAAUAUGAAUUCUCUCAUAAGCUCUUUACCGAAUCAAUUUGCUUUCCCUUGGCAGUUGACAUGAGACAUGAUGAUUUUGCAACUAAUCAGGAACUCGGCGUCAAGAAAAUGACGUUUAUUACGUGCCAUCUUCAAUGAAGCGUGUUGAGUUCACAUGCAGUUUUUAUUGCAUUUAGUGGAAGUCUAUUUUGGGAUUUGUAGAGAUUUUCACUUUGAAUUUGUGCAGGCCAUUUGAAUCUGCCCCGCUGUAGACUUUUCCAAUGUUCCAAAGCAUCUUUAAUCUUUCUCGUUCCAUGAAGUUCUGAUUCAGUGGAGUGAAUGAAACCUCUGCUUCUGUUCGUGUUGCUUCACUUUGUAAACACACUGAAGAACGUCACCAAAAAUAAAAAAAUACAUUUGACGGCUCUUUUCAGAGAAUCAGGUGGCAAGCCAAUUUCUUUGAGUCACUUGUAAUUCAGCCUGUCAACAUUUUGGACUCAUUUUGAUGCAUCUUUUUGUGGCAGGGAAAUCGUCGCAAUUAGUGAAGUGUAGAAAAAUGUCCGUCAGCUUCACUACUGUCGCACUUUAACUUGUAACUUGAACCCAUUUUUUGUAAAUCACACAAGCACUGUAACUGACUGAACUUUUCUCAGCUCUAUUUAUGAAUUUGUUUAGAAUUAAUGGUGUCUAUUUUUUAGUAUGUGAAGACCGUUACCAUAUGUGGGACAUGUUGUAUCAUGUUGCUCUUUGGAUAAAUAAGUUCAAAUGACUCUUAUUGCUUGCAUCCCGUCUGUAGUGGUAACCCUUGCCAUAUCAUGUUCUUCUCAGCGAAAGUAGGGGCGGUUCCAUGAAAAAACAGAAGGAUAGAUAGCAUCAGGAUUUAUUGUAAAUAGGUGUGACUCGUCAGGUGCCCGGCAAAAGGGCAUAAGUGCACUUGGGCCCUUUCGCUGGGAAGCAUGAUCACAGCAGAAAAAAUUUUUCCAGCAAGAGGGCAUAAGAAACACAUUCUCUUUAUUUAGUAAAAACGGAUACAAUUUACUACAAAAUCAACCUGGGCUGUACUAAUAGCAACCUUUGAACAACUGAUUAGAGGACUUGGGCAUUUUUCAAAACUUUUUGCCAAGAAAUCUUCAUAUUUCAUUAAAGUACAAUCGUUGCAUACUUUCGUCCUUUCGCCGCGAAAAGUUUUUUGCAGUGAUCAUGCUUCCCAGCAAAAGGGCCUAAGUGCUUAUGCCCUUCUGGUAGGCACACGACGAACUAAUCCCAAGAAGUUUAAUCUGCUUGAAAUUCCUACCCAUCACUCCACUGCAUCUGCACUUCAACUGCAACCCUCGGAAAUCAUUUGAACUUGUAUUGAGAUGUAUGAAACCACAGGUUUGUGGGAAAUUUUGUUCAUGUUCACAACAAGACAGUUUAUCCAUCUAGGGAGUUCAGUAGAACAGUGAACAAGCCUUAGAUUUUUCAAAUUGUCGUAAAGCCUUUUUUUCCAAUUUGGAAUCCUUUAAAUUGUUACACCACUGGUUACCACUGCUGAAAGGAGUACCCAGUGCUUUGGCCAGAUCAAAGUCUACAUGCUGGGGUGUCAUCAAGGUAUACUGCAGGUGAAUAGAAAGGGAAGAGCAUACUAAAGUCUGGCUUGUAGUUUCAAGCAUGAAAAUAAUAGAAUUCAACCAUACGCAGCUCUCAGAGUGUUGAUUUGGAUUCUGCUGAAAUCAACAGACUCAAAACCUGUAAAACCUGGAGGUUUCUUAGCAGUUCUCAGAUGACUGAAAUUCUGACAGAUUACGUUCAUUUGGAUGUUGUUGGAAAUUACAGGUGAAUAAACAGAAGUGAUGCCAAUAAACAAUUCAGUAAUCAGUUCUCUUGAGGUAUUGAUUUAUUUAGCAAUUUUAUUCUACUUACAGACAAAAAUUUGCACUUGACACUAAAUAAUCAUUUUCCCCUUAGAAUUCGUUUUGGAUUUUGGUAGGCCAACCGGAAUGGAAACCCAAAUUCCUGAAGUCUGGUGUACUGUGAAAGAUUACACCCUUGGCCAAAGUGUAAAUGACUUAUGCAUAACCGUCAAAUUAUGCAAUUUGUUGAGAUGUAUAUAUUAUUGUAAUAUUUAAAUGACAGCAUUGUAGAGCAUCCACGAUAUUGUAAUAAUGUUAUGUGUCAAUGAUGAGAAAGGUAAUAAGAAUUUUAAUUUUAAGUCAU